AUGGAUCUUCAAACAUCUCAUUUAGCUGCGGCACUAAUGUCUGGUCCAACGUAUAACAAUAUACCCGUCGAGGCAACACACGCUGUACCACCCAGUAGUUCGAAUGAUGAAGCCAAGAGUGAAAAGCCUCGUGACUCCGAGCAACCUAUCGAGGAGAAAGAAGAGGCCGCUAGUGGGGAAGACUUCACUGACGAGGAAAGUGAAGCACAGCCUGGCAAUAAGUCUAUACCUGGGAGAGGAGUUACACUACAGAUGCUUCUAGAGGACAAAAUGCUAGAACCUGGAAUAGCAGCUAUGACCAUUGAGUAUCUUGGUCAAAAGUUUGUUGGUGAUUUACAAUCAGAUGGUAAAAUAAAGUCUCAUGAAACUGAAACAAUAUUUUGUUCUCCAUCAGCAUGGGCAAUACACUGUAAAAGAAUUAUCAACCCAGAUAAAAGGUCAGGCUGUGGCUGGGCUUCCGUCAAAUAUAGAGGAAAGAAAUUGGAUACAAUAAAGGCUACUUAUCUUCGCAAAAAACAGUUGCAAAGAGAAAAUAUGCAUUCUGAUGAAGAGGUAGAAAUGGAAGUUGAAAAUCCUCCAGAACCUCCACCACAGAGAGUAGUUAUGAAACACAACACUGUACCCAACAGAAUGAUGCAACAUGAUGCCAACAUGUUAAUCGAAGCUAUAUCAUUUUCAUCAGCAGGGAAAAUCCAACCAUUCCUUGUGUCAGUCAGUUCAAAUGCUAGUCUUGUACUAGAUAUACAUUGUCACUUGAAGAAGGAAGAGGUUUAUGGAUAUCUAGCUGGAACUUGGGAUCUGAAUAGUCAUAAUCUAAUAAUAACACACACCUUCCCAUGUCUGAUUAGUAAAAAUGACAAUAGACCCAGAGUUUUAGUGGAAUAUGAGAUACAAAUGGAAAUAGAAAAACUGGGACUUCUACUGCUAGGCUGGUAUCAUUCACAUCCAACUAAUCCAGCCAUGCCAAGUUUGAGGGACUGUGAUAACCAGUUGGAGUAUCAGAUAAAAAUGAGAGGACCAAGUGAAAUAUCUUACAUACCAUGUAUUGGGGUUAUUUGCUCCCCGUAUAAUCCAGAGAGUCCAGUUUUAGAAUCAUCAUUAACAUUCUUUUGGGUUAUGCCUCCACCAGAACAAAGACCUACAGAAUAUCCACGACCUUUACUAUUGCAGUAUAACAUGGUGCAUGACAGCCAUUUAUCACCUCAUGCCAUGGAACAAAUACGGAAAAGCAUCAAGUACUAUUUUUUGUUUCCUGAUGAUACAUUUGUUGACUUUAAAGACAGCUUCAAACCAGAUAUCACAUACCUAGAUAAGUUAAAGUGCACCCUAACUGCCAAGUUUCCACGCGAGCAAAGUGAUGGUCUACUGUGGCAUUUUAUAACGGAUGAAUUAGGAUGUUCUUCUGAAAAUGAUGACAAGAUGGAUUUGGACGCAUUAUUGGCAGUUCCUCAACCAAUACCUGUAUCAAAGCCGAGUCAAUCCACAUCAGUACCUAACUUCUUGUCUGUUAGUACAUUGCAGCAGAUGGUCAGUCGGCCAGCAGGUGUUCCACCCAUAAAUGUCUCCUCUGGCAUCGGAUCUGGUUCUCCUCACAAAUUUGAAACACCACCGCUGAAUAUACCUGUACUACCCACAUCUAAAUCUACGUCUAAAUCAGCUACGCCCACACUUCCAUCCACAUAUCCAACUGGAUUAGAUAUGCUGACCAGUAUGGCUCUUGGCUUAGGUACGCCUAAUAUGCCUCUUCCAAUGGGUACUUCUAGCCUAGAAAGUUUAGCUGCAGCAAAUAGCAUGCUCACUGGACUUACACCUGGGAUGUCGUCUACUCUCGCGGCUAGUUUAUCCGGCAGUAAACUGCCUGACCCGCCAUCUUAUGCUGCCUCUCUCCAAAAUUUAACGAGCAGUAUUGGAAAUUAUGAUAAAACACCUAGUAGUACUUCCACAAGCACAUCAUCCAGUACUCCUAUACCAGCGAGUCUUGCUUCCAAUCUUAUGAUGAGUUCGGCAGAUAUUGCUAAUGCUCUGUUUUCUGCUAGUAAGUACUCUAGUGCAGGCAUAUUGGGAAUUCCAGAUCCUAUGUCGAAAUCUACAUUGGCGGCUAAUAAUAUGUUUUUAUCACCCUCUUUGAUCAAAAUGCAAGAAACUUUGAUGAAACCACUUUCUACUAGUAGUCCAAUAUCUACUAAAGCGGGAUUGGAUCAGAGUAUGUUAAUGAAGUCUCCUCACGACUUACUCAAAAACAGCGGCAAAGAUUAUUUACCACCUGAUUUCGGAAGUAUCGGUAAAGGAAAAUCGGAAAAUCCAUUGGAUGCUAUGAAAAUGUGUGAAACUAGCAGUUCUUCUAAAAUGGAAACUGUCAAAUCAGAUACAAUGGAUACAGCUACAGAUUUUAGUAUGCCAUCGCGAGUUGGUGGCGAGUCAUUUUUGAAUCAGAUGUUAGAAUUGACAAAAAAAACGACCAUGCCCGAUUAUUUAUCUGAUUAUAAUAAACCUUUAAAACUAUCCAAGCCGGAAGAUCUCACGACAUCUGUGCCGCCAUCGAGUCACCCUUAUAUGAAUACGUCGAGUAUUGUGGAUACUAUAGCGCAAGUGGCGAUGGGAAACUUUUCUAAGCACGAAGAACCUAAGGAUUAUGGAAAAGAUGUACAGGAUUAUAGUAAAGUAGCAUCCAAUGAGAGCGAGAACUGA
Molecule: messenger RNA, 2688 nt
Organism: Arctia plantaginis
Lineage: Eukaryota; Metazoa; Arthropoda; Insecta; Lepidoptera; Erebidae
Source: the annotation of a GenBank genome assembly